Messenger RNA from Salarias fasciatus (jewelled blenny), 1334 nucleotides. It is a transcript of the gene eif3m, whose product is annotated as eukaryotic translation initiation factor 3, subunit M. Gene Ontology annotation, biological process: cytoplasmic translational initiation. Gene Ontology annotation, molecular function: translation initiation factor activity. NCBI's taxonomy places the organism in Eukaryota, Metazoa, Chordata, Actinopteri, Blenniiformes, Blenniidae. Gene Ontology annotation, cellular component: cytoplasm; eukaryotic translation initiation factor 3 complex. The transcript has 11 exons. Bases 97 to 1224 code for a protein of 375 amino acids. The record is from RefSeq and is a predicted model, not a curated record.
UGCGUCCCCUGCUAUGUUGCCGUUUCUUUUCCGCCCGGGUCUCCUCAGCAGCGAGAGCGUGGAUUUCAUCAUCUGGGCUCACAAAAUCACCCAAAAAUGAGCGUCCCGGCUUUUAUCGACAUCACAGAAGAAGAUCAGGCUUCAGAGCUGAGAGCCUACAUUAAGGCUAAAGGAGCUGAUAUCUCUGAGGAAAACGCUGAAGGUGGACUUCAUGUAGAUCUGGCUCAGAUCAUCGAGGCAUGUGAUGUGUGCCUUAAAGAUGAUGAUAAAGAUGUUGAGAGUGUGAUGAACAGCAUCGUGUCUCUGCUGCUGAUCCUGGAGACAGAGAAGCAGGAAGCUCUCAUUGAAAGUCUUUGUGAGAAGUUGGUGAAGUUCCGCGAAGGAGAGCGACCCUCCCUGAGAAUGCAGCUGCUGAGUAACCUGUUCCAUGGCAUGGAUGAGAACACUCCAGUGAGGUACACGGUCUUCUGCAGCCUCAUCAAAGUGGCUGCCACCUGUAAUGCCAUUGCCUUCAUCCCCACUGACCUUGAUCAGGUGCGCAAGUGGAUCGUUGACUGGAACUUGAACACAGAAAAGAAACACACACUUUUGAGGCUGGUGUAUGAAGCACUGGUUGACUGCAAGAAAAGUGAGGCUGCAGCAAAAGUGAUGGUGGAGCUGCUGGGGAGUUACACAGAAGACAAUGCUUCACAGGCACGCGUCGAUGCACACAGAUGCAUCGUUCGUGCUCUCAAAGACCCCAACACCUUCCUGUUUGACCACUUGCUGACCCUGAAACCUGUUCGCUUCCUCGAGGGAGAGCUUAUCCAUGAUCUGUUAACCAUCUUUGUUAGUGCAAAACUAGCUGCGUAUGUCAAAUUCUACCAGAGUAACAAAGACUUCAUUGACUCUCUUGGUCUGUCUCACGAGCAGAACAUGGCCAAGAUGCGCCUGCUGACAUUCAUGGGCAUGGCGGUGGAAUUCAAGGAGAUCUCCUUUGACACCAUGCAACAGGAGCUGCAGAUCGGAGCCGAUGACGUCGAGGCUUUUGUCAUCGACGCCGUUCGGACCAAAAUGGUGUACUGCAAAAUCGACCAGACACAGAGGAAAGUUGUUGUGAGCCACAGCACGUACCGCACCUUCGGCAAGCAGCAGUGGCAGCAGCUGCACGACAGCCUCAGCUCCUGGAAGGCCAACCUGGCAACCGUCAAGACCAGCCUGCAAGCUCUGUCACCCUCUGCUUGAUUCCUGCUAAACCUGACCGUGUAGACUCAUGACUUUCGGCCUUCAAGAUUCCCACACUGAAAUCUCAGCAUUUUUAUUCACCCAAUAAAAAAAUUUAAAAAAACGGUGAA